Messenger RNA from Mya arenaria, 3660 nucleotides. RefSeq names its product nephrin-like. Gene Ontology annotation, molecular function: protein binding. NCBI's taxonomy places the organism in Eukaryota, Metazoa, Mollusca, Bivalvia, Myida, Myidae. The transcript is spliced from 13 exons. Bases 252 to 2552 code for a protein of 766 amino acids. The record is from RefSeq and is a predicted model, not a curated record.
UAAAACAGUCAAAAACAGUGAAUAACAUUUAUACAGUGCAUCGGGUAAUUAACAUGUAUAUUCACGUACUUUGACGUACUCAUUUAACUUGAAAAGCAUCGCAUUACCUUAUUUCAACUUCCUGUUUACGUCCUCAUUCAACCUGAUCAAUAUUGAACUAGGUUUGUGAAUUAGUUUAACUAGAGAAAGGUAAAACGUUUGAAUAUAAAAGUUUUUAAACGUGUUUGUGUGAUUUUGAUUUAUGAUUUAUUAUGGAAAUAUUGCCUAUUAUAGUGUUGUAUGUGCUAGCAAUGGCUGUGGAAUGUUCAGCCAUUAUAACCAUGACAACAGACAAAACAUAUGUACCAGUGGGGGCCGAUGUACAUAUAUCAUGUACAAGUGAUGUGAAAAGUAUAACAAUACUGAUAUAUCAUGAUUCAAAAUAUAUAGCAUCCUGUUCGAUAUUCCAUUGUCAGCGAGUGGAUACAGAUUCUUCAUCAACAAUACCUGUAAGAGAUAACACAAAUUCGAGUUAUGAUAUUGUUAGUUUUGAGUUGAGGAAUUUCCAAGUUAAAGAUAGUGGGACAUACAAGUGCAUGGACAGAAGCAUCAGCAAUGGUCAAGACUUCGUGACUAUUAGACAUGGAGGCGCGCACUUCAGUGCGGCGUCAAGUGUGGUGCCAAUAACUGAGGUGAUUUUGACACCAAAUUUUAACCCGGUGAACCUGGUAGACGGCGUACCUUUUAAUUUCUCCUGCGUUACGUCCGAAAGCCGACCGGCUGCAUCAGUGUCCUGGUUUCAAGGAAGUGGACGUAUCUGGGGAUUUCGCCAAUCUUUUACGGUCAACUAUAUUACAACCAGCACUCUGACGUACAACCCUUCAAGAGAUGACCAGGGAGAGUUAAUCUGGUGUGAGGGCAAGAAUGGUGAAACAACGGUUAAAUCUUUGACCAAGCCUCAGGCAAAUAUACAGUUUGGUCCAAGUGUUCCAGAUUGUGAGUACGACGGUGCAGAUGCCCCAUCAUCAAUAACGGUUAGAGAGGGCUGGACUUUCUCAUUAGAUUGCAAUAGCAGCGGCAACCCUACACCUAGCCUGACAUGGACCCAUCCUGGACCGGGACCCAGUAGUCCACUUACGCUCUCAAACAUUCAAAAAAGUCAUUCUGGAACUUUUACCGUGACCAGUAGCAACACAUUGACACCGUCAGGAAGAUCAGAUAUUCAGAAAUCAAACUCCACUUCUUUUGUUGUUCUAGUGAUGUACAAAGCCGCUAUCACGGAAUUUAAAGUCGCCAAUUCGGAUGAUGAAGAAGUUAUUCUUAACGAGUUUGUCCCAGUUCUAAUCGAUUGCAAAGUCGACAGUUACCCUGAUGCUGAUAUUGUGCUGCAGAAAGAAGGUCAACCUAUAAAAGAAGGGAGAAACACUCAAAGCAUUCAAUAUGUGCUAAUUAGCAGUCAAUGCGAAGAUGAAGGGACCUACAGUUGCACUGGAAGUAACUUUUUGAACAGUGUUUCCGACAAAAGGACGUUGAAGGUAUUUGUAAAAUGUUCUCCCCGUGUUUCACACACAUCACCGACCAUACUUAACGUCACAGCCGGAACAAGCAGCUCAGCAACGUUGACUUUUAACUUCAUCGCUUACCCACGUCCAAGCGCCUCAGAUGUAACAUGGGAAAGACACGAUCUACAAACCGAUCAUUGGACGGUACUAUUUAACACAAGCGAUAUUGCCAUAACAUUGUCUCAAAACAGCCUUCAGACAAAUAUAUCAUUCAUUGAUGUCAAAGAGAUUAACUUUGGGCAAUACAGAGUUAACGUAAGCAACGAACUUGGCUCAAUCACAGAUACCUUUUUCCUCAAACCAGAAGGAGUGCCAAGUGUUCCACAUAAUUUAAAGUCUUCGGACAGAGUGACGGAAUCUUCGGUCAAUUUAACAUGGAUAUCAGGUUUUGACGGAGGACAUCCACAGACAUUUGUUGUCCAGUUUAGGGAUAUUUCGACAGUCAUAUGGAAAAAAGAGGAUGUAGAAACAGGUCACACUAACCACACACUAUUUAACCUGAAGCCAGGGACGACGUAUGAAGUCAAGGUGACUGCAAGAAACUCCUUAGGAAAUUCUGCCUCAUCAGACACCAUAACACUAACAACUUUAUCAGUUAUAGAAGAUCACACCGAGACUAGUCCAAAUACGGUUGGAGGGGCGAUUGGUGGAGCUAUCGGAGCGAUCGCGGCCGUAGUAAUCGUUGUAGUCAUUCUCAGACGGAAAUACUUCCUCCAUCGCAACGCUUCCAUUUUAAAGAACACAUAUCAUCCUGCUAGGCAAUCCGCACUUGGUACUGAAAACACCGAAACAACCGUAGCCCAGACGUUCGAAGACGUGCCCAUGCCAACGGAGAUAGCGGUUUACGAUAGUUUUAAUCAUGGAGACAAUAGAUCUUACAAUUUGCACGUGAACAUGCCGUUGAAUGAGUCCAGUUCAAAGUCACAGAUGUACCACGCGGAAAAUGUCAAAAAAGAGAACCCCAUUUACAAAUAUACGAGGGUGAAGAAUCCAGAAGAAACUGUGCUUUAAGUGGAUAAUUAACAUUUCAAAUGUGACGUUCUGACUCCGUUUUAACGAUGUAAAGAUUUGAAAAUUUUACAAUUUCAUUUUCUUUGCCAGUUAAAGAUUGAAAGAAUAUGUGUUUUAUACUCCAACUUCAACUCAUGAACCUGCAAUACAUUUCUGCAUUGAUAUAUAAAUUGUAUUGAUUUUAUUGUAUCGACAGUAUUAUAAAUGUUGGGAUUGGUAAAAUUUAUUAAAAGUGAUACUAGAAACAAGACAAUAUGAUUACAUAAAAGGUGACGUUAAACUGAUAUUUUAUCGGAAUCGAUAUUACCUGAAUAGAAUAUUAUUAUGCAAUCUACAAUAGGCAAUAUUUACGUUUUAAAGUCCGUAAAUUAUUGAGCCUAUGACUACUUGACUGUAUAUAAUUCAAAACAAAGCUUAAAAACCAAAAGCAAUGAUUUAAACAUUAUCUGAAAAGCUUAAGGAAUGUUUUAGAAAUACAAAACAUUCUGCCGACUCGGAGGUUAUUAUUUGGUAUACUAUUAUAAGAAAUAUCAACGAUAGAUCCAUUGUAGGAUGGCUUUAUUGUUGUAUACAAACCUGUAUUUUCCUAUUGCUGAUGCAAAAACAAAUGAAUGUUAAAACAUUUUGUUUCAAAUGUAUAGUGGAAGAAGACAUAAUGAAUUUUUAAAACCCUGAACUUUCCCUAAAAGAGACUUUCUAUCUUUUGACAAACUUCUUUUUUUGCUAAGGGUAGGAAAAACAAUGGGAUACAAUUACUUGUUUUCGCUAUAUAAACAAACAGGUUGAAUUCACUCCUUUACCAAUAUGAACCCAUCGCGUCAAACAUAGGGAAUGUUAUGAUGUUAUGCACCAGUCAAUUGUAACCACGCCCCCCCCCCCCCCAGGUCCGGGGAUAUACCGGGGAUAGCCGGUGAAAUGGGCCGUGUUUUUACUUUUCAGGUGGUCCCGGGUGACUGCGCUGGUUUUGUCUUCAUGCCAAAUUUAGCGGGAAAUUGGCCUUAUCUAGGGUCCCUUGGGUACGGGGGCAUUUGGCGCGGGGUUUACCAGCAGAUUGUCCCCGCAGAGCGGAGGCUUUGUCCGGGCUUGGCUGGACCGAAAUUCAAAGUCC